Molecule: messenger RNA, 873 nt
Organism: Elephantulus edwardii (Cape elephant shrew)
Lineage: Eukaryota; Metazoa; Chordata; Mammalia; Macroscelidea; Macroscelididae
Product: F-box only protein 28-like
Exons: 6
Coding region: 1-873 (290 amino acids)
Biological process (GO): protein polyubiquitination
Molecular function (GO): protein binding
Source: RefSeq, a predicted model, not a curated record
AUGGCGGCCGCGUCGGAGGAGCGAAUGGUUGAGGAAGGAGGCGGCGGCCACGGCGACGGCGGCUCCUGUUCGACCGCCGGCUCUGCCCAGCGACAGCCCUCUGUGCCCCCGCCCCAGCCUUCGCACCCAGGCUCCCAGGCACCCCCAACCCCGGUACUUGCUCCCGACCAGCUGCCUCAAAACAACACGCUGGUGGCGUUGCCCAUCGUAGCCAUCGAGAACAUCCUCAGCUUUAUGUCCUACGACGAAAUCAGCCAGCUCCGCUUGGUUUGUAAAAGAAUGGACUUAGUUUGCCAGAGAAUGUUAAAUCAAGGAUUUCUGAAAGUGGAGAGGUACCAUAAUCUGUGUCAGAAACAAGUUAAAGCACAACUCCCAAGGCGAGAGUCAGAAAGGAGAAACCAUUCAUUAGCUCGUCAUGCAGACAUCCUUGCUGCUGUUGAAACAAGGCUAUCACUGUUAAAUAUGACUUUCAUGAAGUAUGUGGAUUCCAAUCUCUGUUGCUUCAUCCCAGGAAAGGUGAUUGAUGAAAUUUACCGUGUACUGAGAUAUGUCAAUUCUACCAGAGCCCCUCAGCGAGCUCAUGAAGUACUUCAAGAGUUAAGGGACAUUUCAUCAAUGGCAAUGGAGUACUUUGAUGAGAAGAUUGUUCCCAUUCUAAAGAGAAAAUUACCAGGAUCAGACGUGUCCGGAAGACUCAUGGGUUCUCCCCCAGUCCCAGGACCUUCUGCCGCCCUAACAACAAUGCAGCUGUUCUCCAAGCAAAAUCCUUCAAGACAAGAGGUCACCAAGCUCCAGCAGCAGGGCUCAGAUACACUGGCUGAGACAGAAACCCAAAUUCCAAGGCUCUUUGUUUUGAUACUAGACCUCAGAUGA